This is a messenger RNA of Paramisgurnus dabryanus, 1096 nucleotides long. RefSeq lists its product as uncharacterized. Lineage: Eukaryota; Metazoa; Chordata; Actinopteri; Cypriniformes; Cobitidae. The record is from RefSeq and is a predicted model, not a curated record.
CAGGAUGCCAUUACACAGUCGCCCGGCACCGGUACAGCUGCUUUGUGUGGAUAACCAAACAAACCGUCGCGCUGCUUCUUAUGAAGUGACAGGAAAUAAGAUUGAAGUGGCAUCGUACAAAACCACAACCUCUUGUGUGCUCACCAACGGACCUGUGACGUUUAUGGUACAAAAGACCGACAACGUUCUCACCUUUCAAGAAGGCUUGACCUACUUAGUCAUGAACUAUGGUACCUACACGAGGUUCGGGCUGGAGUGCAUGUCAAUAGAGCCCACCACUAAGAUAUAUCGAUCCGCUCCUCUUGAGGUAUCAGAGGAAAUACAGAGAAGGGCAAAACACAUCCUAAAUCCUCCCUCACCAGAAAUGACCGGUGAUGAAGCAGAUUUAUUUACUGGAAGCUCCUAUGUGUCACUGAGGGGGCACAUAGAAAAUAUGUUCAGUUACAGGAUGAUUCAUCGCAAUGAUGGAGACGUUCCUAUCCGUGAUCUCAUCCUGAGAUGUGGAGAGAGGUUAAUUGAGGUGUCCCUGUGGCAGGACGAGGCAUUGGCUGAACUCCAUAUUGGGGCCGAGAUUGUCGUCACUCACCUGAGGGCCACAAUCAAGUCCAAUGGAAAGGCCAAGUUUAAUUCUUCACGGUUUUCAUCAGUUGAGGUUCCUGACCAUCCCCAUACCAGGGAGUGGUUCACCAUCAUUGGCUUUUUAGAGAAUGAAGAUGAUCUUGUUCUUCUAGCAGAAAACUAUGAUGAGUACAGUAUGUCUGCUGACCUCUUCCCAGGCACCAGUUCUGACUUCUUAGAAAAACUGCCACUAAACGUGGAAGUGGAGCAAGCCAAUUAUAGAGUUUACAGUAUCCAGUAUUCAGAUGUUGUGGAGGAGUAAAAUGAUUAAAUGUUUAUCAUUUUUGUUGUUUCUGGUUUAGAAUCUGAAUUUAUUCCUAAAUUUUUCUUGUUCAUCAAAUGCUCAUUCAAGUUACUCAUUCUUUAAUGCUCACUGUGUAUGCCCAGUAGUGAUGUUAAUGCAGGAUGUGUGGGUUUUUACUGUAACAUUAGGGUAAGUUUAGAAAGAUGAAAUGUUAUAUUGUUGUAGCUGUUCAGA